This is a messenger RNA of Ogataea angusta, 1473 nucleotides long. RefSeq lists its product as uncharacterized. NCBI's taxonomy places the organism in Eukaryota, Fungi, Ascomycota, Pichiomycetes, Pichiales, Pichiaceae. Bases 1 to 1473 code for a protein of 490 amino acids. The record is from RefSeq and is a predicted model, not a curated record. The transcript has a single exon.
AUGCCGAAGUCCUCUCUGGCCGAGUUCCAGCUCCAAAAAAAGCGGACAAGCCCAUUUGUGUUUGUGUAUGGGAACAAGCGUCAGAAACGGGAGACGCAGACUACCAAGCGCACAAAAAGUCAACCAAUAAUCAGCAAGUCCGUAGACUGCACACGUCGCCCGGACCAGCUUGACGACGCCAUUUUCCGCAAAUACCUUGCGAGCUUGUGCUCGCAAAGCGCUCUACUUGGUUUUGGUCUGGGUUUUCCAGGGCUCGUCUCUCCGAAUGAUGCAUAUAUUUACGACGCGUUCGUCAACGGGUUCAUGGUUGCUGUGUCCACUCAGCUCACGCACGAAAGACUACAACCGGGCGCAGUUUUCAUUCCUCAUGGGGCUGCAAAUCCGUGGCUUUUGGACGUUUUCUACGCCUGCGGAGCAGCUUUUUUGGCAGCCAAUCGUAAAGACAUGCGUGAGCUGGCUGAAUCCAGAAUGGCGAAGGUUAUGGGCCAAUUCCAGCAAAUAGCAGCCCGCGCUUCUUCGGAUACUGACAGUAAGUGGCUGGUUGUUGCUCUUUUGUCGCUUUCGCUGCGAGAAAAGUUCUACGGUCUGGACGGCCACCGCACAGUGCUGUUCUUGAGAAUGGCGUUCCAGCUCAUCCGCAACUGGCCAAAGACACGGCUGGCAAACCGGAGACAUCUAGAGGUCCUUCCUGAGGAUAUUCGGCCUGUUGUUAGUGACCAGCACUGGCUUCUCACGCCAAUUGAGCGCACCUUGGUGGAGAGCUUUGCGUACAAUUACUCUGUUAUAGGAUUGGUUCUGGACCAGAAAUCGCAGAUCCUGCUGGACUCGCCCUUUGAGGUGUUUGACGAGCUCCAGCCGUUGCUGGAUCAGCAGCUAUACAAAUGCCCUGCUCCUUGGAUGAACAACCCGGUUAUGGGAGCCGCUCUUCCAGCGUUCGAGCUUGCAUCAAAGGCCGGAUGGUUGCAACUGCAGUAUCCGUUCAAUGAGAGUAUGCGAAACCAGGCAAUCGCGUUGUUUAGGCUGGCGAAAUACUUUGUUCCUCCUGUCCUGCCCGCUGACGUGCGAUUUAGUCAGCCCAAACACGUCUGCAAACGGCUCUUGGAUAGCUGUCUCGCCGCGCGCAUAGUGGCCCAGGGAGCGUACAUUCUUCUGUACAAAAUGCUCUAUCCUGUGACUUUGGAGAUAGAUAGUGAUAUCCAGCGCCGCAUAAGCGACUUCAUCAGCGAUCUGGAGCAGCUGAGUUUCCACUCAAGCAUAUCGGCAAUCCUAACAUGGCCAUUCUCUAUUAUUGGCACGGCCAUUGUGGAAAAGGACCAGCGUGAUUACAUGCUUUGGCGACUACGAAAUUUUGGCUACGCGACCAAGAACUCGUGUUUUGAGAGCAUCGUUGAGUUUUUGAACCGGAUUUGGGAUGCCGGUCUGGGUUGGCAGGCUUUACUCGACAAAACUAAUUUUGAUAAAUUAUUUAUUUGA